AUGACUUCCGUCCAAACCCAACCCAACACAGGAGGCGGUGCCGGUGCCGGCCCUUCUUCUGGACGCAACCCGGCGGCGCUAGCUCAAGAGUAUCAGAGUAGACGGCAGGAGCUGCAGGGACUUGCGCAGAAGAUGGGAGAGCUAGAGGCGGAUGCUGAUGAGCACUUGCUGGUUAUCAAGACGUUGAAGGAGACGGAUCAGGAGCGCAAGUGCUUCCGACUGGUUGGGGGAGUGCUGCUAGAGAAGACAGUCAAGGAUGUGGUGCCGACAUUGGAGACGAGUGUACAAGGGCUGAAACAAGUUAUGGACACACUGAUGAAGCAGUACAAGCAAAGGGAAGAGGAACUCAUGGCCUUCCAGAAGGAACAUGGCGCUUCGUGA
This is a messenger RNA of Microstroma glucosiphilum, 381 nucleotides long. RefSeq names its product Prefoldin. Gene Ontology annotation, cellular component: cytoplasm; prefoldin complex. The record is from RefSeq and is a predicted model, not a curated record. Gene Ontology annotation, biological process: protein folding. The transcript is spliced from 3 exons. Gene Ontology annotation, molecular function: protein folding chaperone. Lineage: Eukaryota; Fungi; Basidiomycota; Exobasidiomycetes; Microstromatales; Microstromataceae. The coding region runs from base 1 to 381 and encodes 126 amino acids.